This is a messenger RNA of Fusarium musae, 792 nucleotides long. RefSeq lists its product as uncharacterized. Lineage: Eukaryota; Fungi; Ascomycota; Sordariomycetes; Hypocreales; Nectriaceae. The coding region runs from base 1 to 792 and encodes 263 amino acids. The transcript is spliced from 2 exons. The record is from RefSeq and is a predicted model, not a curated record.
AUGGCGGUCAAAGCGGCAUUCAUCGGAGCGUGCGGCGCUACUUUGCGGCAUGUGCUAGCUUGGACAUUGCUUGAUGGUCAUAAAGCAGCUGCUCUUGUUCGAGAUGAGUUGAAACUGAAAAAGACUCUCUUGGAUCUCGGCGUGUCUGAAGAGAUCCAACAGUCACAACUCAUCGUUGUCACGGGAUCAUCUCGUGACGUGUCCACAGUCCGCAGUCUUCUUCUCAACGACCCAGAGAUCAUCUUCAGUGGCAUCACAAGCACUUGGAAACUCCGAUUCAAUCUGUUUCACCCAAUUGCUAUGGAUGAUGCCACUGUCACUGGCGACUCCGCUGCCGCGGUAAUACAGGCUUUAAAAGAUCUUGUUUCUACGAACAGUAUCUCGAACUCACCCAUCUACGCUCCAAUCUCAUCAACCGGACAUGGUUCUCGUCGUGAUCAACCACUCAGUCUCAUCCCACUUUACUGGUGGUUGCUGAAAGAGGCGCAGGCAGACACUGCAGCUCUUGAGCGUGUUACUCGUGAGGCCGCCACGCAGAAACAGUCAUGUCUUGGUGGAUAUAUCAUGCUUCGACCGCCAUUGCUGACAGAUGGGGAGAUGAAAGGGACGGCAAAGGUGCAUACAGGGUGGAUUUGGGAAGAUGAUGUUCUGAGGAAGAGUGACGAGCAAGAAGCCGGUAUCAAAGUUGGAUACACUAUCAGCAGGAUGGACCUGGCAAGAUGGAUGUUCGAAGAGCUUAUACAAGGGGAUUUCCAGCGUUGGAAUGGAAAGUCUGUAAAUUUGGUGUAUUGA